AGGACAUCAGAGUCCAUGAGAGAGGAGGAGCAGGAGGAGCAGUAGAGGAGCGGAAUGGAGGAGGACAAGCAGAACCCGGAGCACCGGAGCAACAAGGUCCGGAGAAGACAAGCAGCAGGCUCGUCCUCUGAUAGCAGCGAUGUUGAGAAGUUCUACCUAGCCAGCGGCAAGGCCAGAAGACAACCAUGUACCAGGCUUGGGUUAUUGUAAAUAGAAGAAACAGCUACGUCUUCACGGCGAACUGCACUUGCAUGGCUGGAACUCACAGAUGAAGACAUCCAAGAACUCCGUGUGAUUGCCCCUGAGGCUGCCAUUCUCACCAGCAUGGAGAACAGCGACACUGACACAGCAUCGGAGUCUGGGGAUGCUGUGGAUCCUGUGGAUCCUCCAGAGCUGCCAGAGCCACUCACUGCCAUGUACGAGCCCGCACUCAGACAGCAGACACCAGUGGACUUAAGAGAGAAAUGUGAGGAGGCCUAUCUCAACAUGAAAAGACACAUCCACCCUGACCAGUGUAAGAGACUGGAAGCCACAACAAAACAGCAGGCAAAGUCCAACGACUGGUACACUCACAGGGCUUGCAGGAUUACCAGCACAACAUUUUAUAGUGUAUGUACAGGUGACUACUUAUCCAAAUCCACCCUGGAGAAAAUCAUGCACUAUAAUGACAGCAACAUAGAGGUUCCAGCAGUUGUGUGGGGAAGAGAGAAGGAGGAAACAGCUAGGCAGUGCUACAUCAAAGAGGCAAAAAAAAAACAUCAAAAUAUAAAGGUUAGCCUCUGUGGUUUUGUGAUACGACAUGAUGAACCACACCUCGGCACAUCUCCAGAUGGUAAAGUAGAAUGUGAGUGUUGUGGGGAAGGGGUUGUGGAAAUUAAGUGUCCAUAUAAGUACAGGAAAGGCCUACAGGAUGCCACUGUCAGUGAAGAUUUCUGCCUUGACCAAACAUUCCAUCUAAAGAAGACACGUCCUUAUUACCACCAGGUCCAACUCCAUAUGUUUGUCUGCAAUGUCCAGUAUUGUGAUUUUGUUGUGUGGACAACUCGAGAGCUAGUUGUAAAUCGCAUCCCAAGAGACGAACAGCUCUUGCAGAAGGCUUUACCUAAGGCAAAACUAUGUUAUAUAUCUUGUAUUCUGCCAGAACUUCUAAUUCAUAGCCAAGAUCCUACCCUCCAACCACCAGUAUUUUGCAAGACAUGCGAGAAGCCAAAGUUUGGAAAAAUGAUUGAGUGUGUUAUCUGCAAACACGUCUUCCAUUAUACUUGUGCACAGGUGAAGAGGAGGCUACAGAAUUGGCACUGCAGCCUGUGUAAAUGAAUACUGUACACCCAAUCCAUCUGUGUCCAUCUUAACAGCUAGACAUUUUUAUAUGAACAAACAUGUAUGUUGAUGUUUCUAUUGUAAAAAUACCUUUUACAGCCACUGGAGGGGGAACAGUGCCAAAAGACAAAAUAAAUGUGAAACAUUCAAUGUGCUGGCUAAGGUAUUAUUUCAAGAUUGAUGUAACAGCCAUUGUUGUUAUAAACUAUGGCUCCUGUAUAUAUUACUUGUAAUACAUUAACUGACAUUGGAAUACAGAGACAUUUAAAGGAGAGCUAUU
This is a messenger RNA of Epinephelus moara (kelp grouper), 1600 nucleotides long. RefSeq lists its product as uncharacterized. The transcript is spliced from 4 exons. The coding region runs from base 325 to 1317 and encodes 330 amino acids. Lineage: Eukaryota; Metazoa; Chordata; Actinopteri; Perciformes; Serranidae. The record is from RefSeq and is a predicted model, not a curated record.